UGUCCUUUCUCCUAGAUGCUCUUCAUGAUUCUUUGCCUCAAAGGAGUUGUGCUUAUUGUCUCAACCAUGGACCUGAAAAGGAAGGCUACAAACCUCCAGAACUUGGCUUCUGGGAUCCACCCACUGUUUAUGACCUUCAACAACAAAGUCAGAAAGGAUGUCAGUAAGAUUGAGGAAUUUCUUGAAGAAGUGUUAUGUGCUCCCAAGUACUUAAAGCCUUCACCAAAACACCCAGUGUCAAAUACUGUUGGCAUUGAUAUCUUUGCCAAAUUCUCUGGUUAUAUCAAGAAUGUGAGGCCAGAGGCCAAUGAAACACUAGAGAGAGGUCUUUUGAAAAUACUGCAGAAACUGGCUGAGUAUUUGUAUUCUCCCUUACCUGAUGAAAUUGAUGAGAACAGUAUGGAAGACAUUAAAUUUUCUAAGCAUAAAUUUCUGGAUGGCAAUGAAAUAACAUUAGCUGAUUGCAACCUGGUUUCCAGACUGCACAUUGUCAAGAUGGUGACCGAGAAAUAUUGCAACGUCAAUAUUCCAAAAGGAAUGACUGGCAUCUGGAGAUACUUAACUAAUGCUUGUAGUAGGAAGGAGUUCACCAAUAUCUGUCCCAGUGAUAAGGAGGUCAAAAUACCCAACAGUGAUGUCAUAAAAAGACUUACCAGGUAAAACAGCACUUACAAGAGAGAAGUCUUCAAAUCUUCCUUUAAUAAUACAUCUUUCCUAACAGACUGCCCCUCUUCCUGUGAAGUAGAAAUGUAUUUUGCAUGAACUUGCAGUUAUUCAACAUUAGGAUCGAGGAUAGACAAGGUACAGUAAUUAUUUUAAAAUAUACACUACUAAGCAGUAUUACUUUAAAAUUCCUUUUCCUUGCCUACUUCCCUGUCACAGUCUCCUUUUCUCCAGUUUGGAGUCACUCCAUCACAAGCUCUUCACGUGUGAGGCAGUUUGCAACCUUCACUAUUAUGUCCAUGGACUGUGUACAGAGGGCAGAACUUUUGAGGUGCAAUGUUUAACUCUUAAAAUAGUAGCCAUGACAUCAGUCAGCCCCAAACUGGUGCAUUGUACAAGGAAAAUUUGUUUAUUUAUUUAUUUAGUAGUAUUUCAUAAGAGCACAUGAAGGAUUGCUACUAUAUCAGGAACACUUUUCAAUUUAGUCUAUCCUGGAUAUGUACUAAAAGCUAUCACGACUAGAGAAGAGAGCCUUCUGCAGAAAAUCACUACAGAUUGUUGUUUUCUUUGUAGGUGAUUUUAAAAUUUUGCCUAAAAUCAUUUAUCCUUCAUAUGAAUUACGACAUCUGCCACUAUGUGGAAGCUAAAAGUUUAGAGGCAGGCAUGGUAUUCUCAAGAUCUCAAGCAUUUGAUUCUUAAAGGAGAAAUCUAUGGACACCUGAUUCUCUGUCUGAAUGUGUCACUGGUCGUGAAUUUUGCCCAGUAUCAUUUAUUUGGAACAUUAUUGCUUUCUUUGUUUCACGCAGCUCCUUUUUAAACAACAGUAAACCUUGCUAUUUGUAAAUCUUUUGAGUAAUACUAUAUAAAUCGGUAUUUAAUUAUAGCAGUAUGAUGAUUAACAAUGUAAAAAUUAAUUCUUACAGAAAUUAGCCUAAGAAAUGUAGACUGGGUUUGCCACAGUAACAAGUGAAUUUUGUUUCUAAAGUAUAUCUAAUGUAGAUCAUCUAGAGAAUGCAUUAUCCACCAUAUGUUAAAAAUGAUAAAACAUUCUCUUUCCACUUCCAUUUACUGUUAGACUUUGCAUGCAGGACUGUUCGCUGUUUUUGGAUUAAACUGUAGCUUCUUUGACUCUCAAAAAAAAUUAAAAAUAGUUGGGGAUAUAGUUCAGUAAUAGGGUGCCACCUAGAAUGCUGAAGGCAUUCUCAGUACUACAAAAAACAGACCAUUUUACAUUACAAUAAUGGUAAAUGGUAAGUAGCAAAAUAAUUACCAAAUUUUUCUAUUCCAAACCAUGGAAAUGGAAUUUUCUUUUUUUUUUUUAAUUUUAUUUAAGGAGAAAAAAAAAAAAAGCAGAGAAAGGGUACCAGUUAUAUAGAUUUACAGAAAAAAAUAAACAGUAGGAUAUCACUAGUUAAUGGAUUACAUUUUAUCAUCUUAGAAAUAACUGUUCUAGUUACAAAAUUAAAGCUUAUAAAGUGGACAUUCCAACAGUGAGACUGCAAAUAGUUCUGUUCAAUGAUCCAAUAAAACUCAGUAAUAUCAUUAUCUAUCUUAUACACUUACAUAUACAUGCAGUUAUAUCAUUUAGAGCACUUUCUUUUCCUCUCUUUUGUACAAUGACAAUUACACAUUUUGGGUGGAAAUGGAAUUUUCAUACCAUGUAUAAAGGAUAAGCAGCAAUUUCUGUCAAGUAAUUCAGAUGACAAAAAUAUGAAAAACAUUUACACUUUACUUGUCUAUUAGCUCUUGAAUCAUGUAAUUCAUUGUUUUAAAAACUAGCAUCUGAGAUUUUACUGAUAUUUAUGCUGUACUAUUUCGUAUUUGCAUAGAGUAACACCACUGAGAAUUAGAUGAACAAAGUAUAUAAACAUUAAAUUUAGAAGUAUUAUUAUUACUUUGGGCAGUACUAGAGAUUAAAUCCAAGGCUUCACUAGACUAAAUAAUCACUAUGUCAGUAGGAUAUGUCCUCAGACUAUAGAAAUCCUGUGGUUGUUUUUUGUUUGUUUGUUUGUUUUGUCUUUGGGAUACUGGGAAUUCAAUCCAGGGACUUCCUGGAUUGAGCUACAUCCCCAAUUAUUAUUAUUAUUUUUAUUAUUGUCAUAAUAGUAGUAAUAUUUUACAUUUUGAAACAGGGUCUCACUAAGUCAGUAGGUUGCCCAGGCUGGUCUAAAAUUUGUGAUCCUCCUGCUUCAACCUCCAACGGUGGUGGGAUUAUAAACCUGUGCCGACACACCCACUUUGGAAAUCCUGUUUCUUUUCAUUCUUUUAAAGAAGGCUAUUUGCCUUAAAAUAAUAGAGUAGAUUUGGGAGUGAUAGAGGAAUACAAGUGAAACAGGAUCAGCCAUAGGUUAGUAAUUAUUGAAGUAAUGGGUACUUGGAAGUUUAUAUAUAUUUUUUUAAUUUUGUGUUUGCUUGAAAAUGUCCAUAAAAAAGUUUAGAGCAAAUAAAGAAGGGCUGUUCUGUUAACACAGACAUUUACCUAAUUAGAUUUUUCUAUCAGAAAAAUAGAAAAAAAAAAAGAUGUAAGAGCAAAGUAACAUACAUACCUUUGUAGUAGAAAUCUUUUUUUUUUUUUUUUUUUGGUCUUUUUCUUUUUUAUCGGUACCAGGGAUCGAACUCAUGACUGCCUGCUUACAAAGCAGGCACUUAUGCCACUGAGCUAUUAUCCAGCCCCUGUAGUAGAAAUCUUUUGAAAGGGACAAGUAUUGUUUAUGUUAACCACUCUGAAAGAAAUUAUACUUUUGCUUGCUGAUACUAAAUUUGAACACCCAAUGGCUUAAUAGAAACUUCCUGUUGAGGCAAAAAAAAAAAAAAAAAAAAAAAAUUCCCAUGACAGUGUAUGCCAUCUUAAAGUUGAACAAUGAAUAAGAACUCUAAUGCUGAUGACAUAGCCAAGGUGGAGGCCCAUGAGCAAUUCCUACUGAUGAGCAGGAAUCAAGGGAGAGAUUGACUUACUUCCUAGGAUUAACCCUCACAGCUUGCCUGGUGAACUCAUAGAAUUGUUUCUUCUUGUAUUCAGAGUUAAGUCUGACAUCUGAGCUGUUGAUCGCAUUGAUUAAUUCUGUGGGAUUUCACUAUGUCAAUUAUUUCCUCUUUCAUUUAUUCAGACUUUCAGUCCAUUAGUCCCACCUUCAAGCACAUGUAAAUGUGUUUAUAUCUCUCAUAAUUUGCCCUCUUCCUCUACUAAGAUGGUUCUAGCUACCUUUUCCUCCUCUUCUUAAACAGUUAUUUCAAAAUAAUGGUAUUUUCUCCUGUUUUCCAAUUUUCUCUACCUUCAGUAAUUAGACUUCUGUGCAUACCACCCUAUUCCUAAAACUGCAGUGGUUAAAAAAACAAGCUGGGCAUAGCAGUACAUGUCUAUAAUUCUAGUGCAUGGAAGGCUGAGGCAGAAAGAUAGCCUCCGGUUUGAGACCUGUCUAGGAUUAAUGAGUUUAAGGGCAGCCUGAACUACUUAACAAGACCUUGUCUCAAAGGAGAAGAAGAAAAAGAAGAAGAAGAAGAAGAAGAAGAAGAAGAAGAAGAAGAAGAAGAAGAAGAAGAAGAAGAAGAAAAAGAAGAAGGAAACCACGAGUUGCAUAAUUAAUAAAUCUAAUGAUCAGUUAGAAGUUUUUGCCUUAGUUAAUUUCUCUGUUCUUAAAUAAUUAUAAAUCAGAUACAGGAUUUUUGUUGGUUUGUUUGUACCAGAAAUUGAACUCGGGACCUCUUGAUUGCCAGGUGCUUUGUAAAUACAGUUUUAUGUGCUUUGUAAAUAUUAGCUUAUUUAAUUCUAUAACAACCCUGGCAAGUAGGCAGGGACAGAGAGAGAGAGACAGAGACAGAGAGAGAUUAACUUGAAAAUGUCCUUAAUAAACAUUUCACCAUUUUUCACUCAUCAUCUACUUCUAUAGCUGUUAAUGUUUGCAUUUGUAUGGUGAAUUGGUUUCAAAGAUGACAACUGUCAUAGGUAGAAUAAUGCUACCCCUCAUCUUCUGCUAAACACCUGGAUCCUGCGAAUGUGUUAGGCUACAGAGUAAAGAGGAACUGAGGUUUUAAUCACCUGGUACGGAGAGUAUCCAGGUGAGCCCAUGGGAGCCUAUGGAAACCACGGAGUUCCUUAAAUGUAGAAAAUGCAUUUUCCUUAAAUGCCGAACAGAAAGUCAGAGGAGGAAAAGUGAAGACAGAAAACAAGGUUGGAAUGAUGUUCUGUGAGCCAAGCAUAGUUCACUGUUGAAGGCUGUGAUGGCUGAGGGAGAGACCAGAAGCUGAGGACUGAAAGAUGGUUUUUAGAUGUUGGAAAAACUGAGGAAACCACCUGUCUCCUAGGGUCUCCAGAAGGGAAUGUUGCUGCACGAUGCCUGCACUUUAGACAAGUAGGGUACACUCUGGCCUUCUACACCUACCAGACUACAACAGGUUUGUGUUGUUUUAAACCACCAAGUUUUGGUAAUUUUUAAAGUAACACUCCUUGAAAACUCACACUUAACUAUUCUAGGCAUCUUCUUUUGACCCCAUAAAGGUUGGUGUCCCAUUGUAUUUAUGUCUUUGGGGCAACUUUACCUAUUCUCAUAGUCUUAAUCACUAUCUAAACCACAUCUCCCAGAUCUCUGGUUGUAAUUCAUACAAAAUCCUGAACUUGGGAUGUGUGCUAUUUCUGACAGCCUGAAACACUUUGUUUCAGUGCCUAAUAGGCAACUCACAUUUAGCAUAUAACCUUCUCCUUAGGCACACCAUACCAAACAAAAACCAAAUCAAAAUCAGUAGUUAGGUUCAAUGUUACCUCAUGGAGAAAUUUGAUUCACUUCUCAUCCAAUUCAGUUUGUGAACAAAAUUCAUUUUUUAAUUUUGAAAGAAUUAAAUUCAUGGACCGAGGCACAACAAAACACAGAAUUAAAUUCAUGAACCGAGGUACAGUGAUAUACUGAACCCACCAAAAAUUGCAUACACACUUCAGGAAAAGAUAGUAUGGAUAUUUUUUUCAACAGAUGGUGCUACUGUAGUAUGGGGGACCCUAGAAGAUACUAUAUUUUGCAGUAAACUCACUAUAUUGCUGGCCCUGAAAGAAGAAAUUAAAAAUGCAUGUGUACCAACCUCAAUGACAGAUUACCCAAGCAGUAGUUCAUCAUACUAAUAAAUAUCUGGAAGCUGAUGGACACCACUUUGAACACCUCUUAUAAUUGUAGAGGUCAAAGGUAAUGUAUCAAUCUCACAAUGUCUCAAUAAAUUUAGUAUUAAAAUAUUUAAACAGGGGCUGGGGAUUUAGCUCAGCGGCAUAAACGCCUGCCUUGCAAGCGUGAGGUCGUGAGUUUGAUCCCUGGUACCGGAAAAAAAAAAUCUCUCUGUAAAAUAUGUAAACAGGUUUUUCUUCUGAAGUGUAUGUACAUUUUUGGUGGACUCUGUAUAUGGUGGUACCUCAGUGUAUUAGUUACUUUUCUCAUUGAUGAAACAAAAUACAGGCACCCAAAGUUAAGGGAGAAAAGAUUUAUUUAUUUCACAAUUGUAGAGGUUGUAGGCCAUAAUCAGCUAACUCCAAGGCAAGGUGGCACAUGGUAGAGAGGCAACCAUUCAUGGUGGUGAAAGACACCAAAAGCAACGAGAGAGAGACAAGAUUCUUUCUGUUCCUUAUAUUGUAUGCAGGCUACUUGCCAUAGGGUAGGCACCCUUACUUGCAGCAUUGGACAGUGAAUCAAUCACAAACUCUAGAUUCAGCCACCUCUGAAAAGCCUACCACCUAUGACUGCAUGAGGCUUUGGGGGGACAUCUAAACAUGAAACAUAACAGUCAGCUCCCAAAAGUAAUUCUUGCCAUGAUACAUCUAUAGCUAUAUGCAUAUAAAUUUAUACUUAGGGAUCAUUACUCAAUGUUUUGCUUACUCAUCCUCUAAAAUCCUAAGGAAGAUAAGUCUUAUUGAUUUUUACCUCUUUGACAUCUUUCUAUAGUAUUUCCUUCUCUCUGUCCCACCACCAGCUCUUUACUUUGUUACUUGCCUGGUUGAUUAUCUUUACUUCUCUCAAUUUUACUGAGAGCAUUCUGACUGUUACUUUUUGCUUAAGUUAUGCAUCAUCACUUGCAUCUCCCUAGCUCUCCAAUGUGGCCACCAGAAGUACUUCUCAAAACACAAUCUAAUCAUAUUACUUCAUUUCUUAAAAGUCUCCAGUGUUUACUCAUUCCCUCAAACACAAAACAAGGCAUAAAAAGAUUCCCAGACCAAUUCUCCAACGUGGCUUCUUGACAAGCUGUGCUAUUUAAUGCCUUGUGCCUUUGCAGUACUAUUCUUGUUGUUUGGAAUAGUCCUCACAUAUUCUAGCUGCUGUCCUCUUAAGCAUUACCUCACUCAUGAAGCCUUCCUUGCUCUUCCCAAGUAGAAUUAAACACAUUCUCUUUUGCUUUCCUGUACAUCUCCAUCAGAGAACUUAUUACUGUUGUAUUUAUUUUUCUGUCUUCCUUCCCCAGUAAACUUUUUGAGCUCCUUAUGAGUAAGAAGCAUAUUUUAUUUACUUCUGUAUUCCUAGCAUGUAGUAUAAAGCCUACACAUAUAAAGCAUACAUUAAUUGAAUACAAGCAAGUUUUGUCUAGAGUCAGAGAGAAGCAGAAGGAUUCUCAAAAAACUUGUGCUUAUUGGAGGAUAUAAUAAAAUCCUGUUGAGCCAGAUAAUGCCGUGAACUUCAUUUAUAAUCCUUUAAUUGUAGAUCAGCCACUAACUGGAAAAAAUAAUUUAGCACUCUAUGUCUAGUCUAGGGUCUAGUGUACAAUCUAUGGCUAAGAAAGAUGUAUUGAACAAACAAUUGGAUAUCCAAAGGUAUGAAAGAAUAGAGUACAUGAUGAGUGGAGGUUAACUGGGAGGGAAGAGUAGGAUUCUGACAUUACUACAAGGAGCAAUGUCAAGACACUAGACAUAGAAGUACAAGCACAGCAGGUUAGAGAAAAACAGUGGAUGCCAUAGAAGAUGAUAUGUAGGUAAUGGGAGACUGAGGUAAAGACAAGGAGAUGUGUAAAUAGGCAGGCAGGGGUACUCAAGGAUAUAGCUCAAUGAUUUAGCUGUGAGCUGAUGAAGUCUGGACCAGGAGAUAUGGAUAGCAAUAGAAAAAAAAGAUGUGUGGAAGAUGAAGGAAAGAUCCUCUAGAGAAGUUAGUCAGUGACUCCAUAAACAGAGAAAAGGAAUGAAGAAUGAUUCCAAGAUCUUAUGCCUCAGAGAAAUGACCAAAUUAAGCAAGCCGAGAAUAGGGAGCUGACUUUGCAAUAAAAUGCAAGCAUUUGGUUUUCCCAAUAGUUUAAGAUAGAAACAGAGGAGGGAUCACGACCAUUUUAGAAGACAGAUUAAGAGAUAAACAGGUUUUUUUCUAUAAACCCUGCAAUUGUUGUUUAGUGUAAUCUAUAAAGAUUAUUGUAGUUGGGCUGGAGGUUUAGCUCAGCGGCAUAAGUGCCUGCCCUGCAAGUAGGCAGUCAUGAGUUCGAUCCCUGGUACCGAUAAAAAGGAAAAAGACAGAAAAAAAAAAAAAAAAGAUUAUUGUAGUUGAUUAAUAGAGAACUUGAAACACAGGUAAGGAAAAAGUUAUCUGCAAUUCAAUCAUUAAAGUAUAUCCUUUGGAUAAUUUUGAUUUAUAAAUAUGUAUUGUAUCAUACACUAUUGUUUUUCAAUUAGAAACAUUGUGUGUGUGUGUGUGUGUGUGUGUGUGUGUGUGUGUGUGUGUGAGACAGGUUCUCGCUAUACAGUUCAGGUUGGCCUUGAGCUCACUUUGUAGCCAGGCUGAUCUUAAACUUUCAAUGAUCCUCCUGGUUUUAACUUCCUGCAUGCUGUGACUAUAGGCAUGCACCACCAUGCCUGGCUAAGAAAUAUCAUUUGUCUUGUCUUGUCUUGUUUUGUCUUCUUUCUUUCUUUCUUUCUUUCUUCCUUUCUUUCUUUCUUUCUUUCUUUCUUUCUUUCUUUCUUUCUUUCUUUCUUUCUUUCUUUCUUUCUUUUUCUUUCUGUACAAGUUUCAAACUCAUGGCUUCACUUGCCAGGCAAGCCCUUAUGCCACUGAGCUAAAUCCCCAGCCCAGAAAUAUUAUUAUUAUUUUUUUUACUGACAAUCUUCUUGGACUUUUAAAAACAUCUAGGGUAAAUAAAGCAUAUAUAUUUCCAGUGUUCUAAAAAUAUUUGAAUAGCACAGAUUUAUGUGUUUUUUACACAGGAUCUUUCAUUGUAAUCUUUCUUUAGUUCUGCUACUUUCAUUCUUCUCAAGGAACUACUCUUAGAAGGUUGAUGUAUUUUUUUACAGAACAUUUUCAGUGCAUAAUUCCAUUUGCACACAUUUUGUAUUUAUAAACAUUUAUUAUCUAUUCAGAUGUAUAGCUAUACCUCAUAUAUGCUUAUAUAAGUAAAUACUCAUGUAUGACAUGACUAUAAUUACCUCAUAAUAUUCCAUAUUAUGAAUGUGUCAUAAACUUACUAGUUGAUGGCUGAACAUCUAGGUUGUUUUUAUUUCUGCAUUUUAAAAUUCUGCAACAAAAAACAUCCGUCUCAUAUUCUGUCUUUAUUGGGAAUUCUCCUGUUUCAUUGUUGAAUAUACUUGUGUUUAUUCUUUGUCAUGAUGAAGUAGGUUUCUACUAUUCCUAGUUUACUGAGAUUUUAAAAUCAUGAAUAGUUGCCAAUAUGGCAAAUGCUUUUUUUGGUUUCUGUUGAGAUGACAUUAUUGUUUGAUCUGGGAGUGUGAUAAAUCAUAUGUUAAGAGGUAAUCCUCAUUGCAUGCCUGAAUUAGCCUUUCUUGGUAAAUUAAUCUCUUAGUAAUUUACUACUGAGCUCAAUUUAUUUAUAUUUUAUUUAAGAUUUCAGAUCUAUCAUCAUUUGUUGAUAUUUUUAACUUGACCAGGAACUGGCUUCUAGAUGUUUAAAGGAUGUGUCAUUGCAAAUAUCAGAGGCUUGAAAAUAGACACACACUCGGCAGCCUAGGAAUCUGGGAUGUCUUCCACAUAGCUCUUGUAAUAAGUAACUGCUGUGGUUCUUAUUAAAAAUAGGAAAAAGGAUUUCCAGCCCCUCCUGUGCUGGAAAGAUCCUGCCUCUUCCCAGGCCUCUGAUUUGGAGAGCAGGGCUAGAGAGAGCCUCAUCGGCAGUACAAGGGAUGGAACUCACGAAUGCCUGCUUGCAAGAAUAUUUUGGAAGCUGAGAUGGGGCGCAAGAAGACAGCUACUGGACUCUAAGCAGUGAAUCUCGGCAUAGGAAGCUACCAGAACCUGCUUGGAUCAAGUUAGACCCUGCAGUCUCCCAUAACAUCACUUAAGAGAAGACUGAAUUUCUUCACAACAGAAUCUCCUAGAACAUGGCCUGUUAAUAUUCUGAAGAUUCGUGCCGGGAAGACCCAAGGGACAGCGGUGGAAGCCAGAAAGUGUAUGCCAGCAGGAUGAAGGAGCUGUGCUAGUGGGAUGAGGGUUCUGCGCUGGAGGCGAGAAGUCACACUCACAACAAAGAGCGGGGCUGUCCUGAAAGGAACCACAGCUGUCCUCAGUGAUACAGAGGCCCUGAGCUCCUCCAAGGACAAGCACAGUCGGGUACAUGCCAGGAAGCAGCGUGAGGAGUUCAUCCUGGAGACCAGGCAGCACAUGUCUUCCCCUCCAGAGCCAGGAAGCAAUGUUCCAUGUGAGGACCAAAGCUUCCCCAGGAGAACCAACAGCUCAGACAGCAACUCGUAGGAGAACCCACAAUACCUCCUUCACGCCUCAAUCCCCACCUCCACCUCUCUUCUUCUCCACCUAUUUAUCCUGGCAACCCUCCUCAGGUGGAGCAUCUUCUCUCAACGCAUACUGAUGUAAUCCAGCUGGCGUUAAAUUGACCACUAGUUUUCAAACCAUAACAUCCUCUUUAUCUCUUUUGAUCAUUGUUGGUUCGAAGUUCACAUUCUCUGCAAACAGAAAAGCUACUCCUGGUUUUUCCUGGGUUCCUGUUACAUGGAAUAUUGUUUUCUGUCCUUUGGCUUUCCAUCUGUGAGUUUCUAUUUGAGUUAGAUGUGUUUAUUGUAUAAAGUAUAUUGUUGGAUCCUGUUUCUUGAUCCAUCCUGCCAAAUCUGUUUCUUUUCAUUGGUGAACUGAGGCCAUUUACAUUGAUAGUUAUAAGUGAUAUGUAUCUGCUUAACUUUGUUAUAUUGUUUUCCUGUUGUUGGUUCCCUGCCUACUCCCUUGUUUAAUUGUUUGCCUUGUCUGGUGGUUUUUUCUUUUGUUGUUAUGGGAGUUGUGAUCGUUUUUAUCUCUAUCUAGAAUGCCUUUUAGCACUCUUUCUAGGGUUGGUUUGAUGGACACAAAUUUCUCCAGUUGUUCUUUGCCAUGGAAAUAUCUUACUUCUCCAUCAAUUUUGAAAGAAAAUUUUGUAGGGUACAUCAAUUUGGGUUGAAAGUUUUUUUCUUUCAGGGCUUAAAUGUUUAACACCAAGCUCAUUUUGACAGUUUGUGUUGAGAAUUCAACUGUGAAUCUAAUGGGCUUUCCAUGAUAGAUGAGCUGUUUCUUUUUUCUACCAGCAUGUUUUCAUGCUGAAUUUCUGUGAUCUUGAUUAUUAUAUGUUUGGGUGUAGAUUUAUUUUGGUUAUGGCUAUUUGGUGUCCUAUAUGUUUCCUUAUCUGUAUAUAAAUUUCUUUUCCCAUGCUUGGGAAAUUUUCUGCUAUUACUUUGGCAAAUAGUUUUUAUGUCAGUGAGUUGAUUUCUGCAUUUUCAUUGACACCUAUCAUAAUAUAUUGUUUUCUUUGCGUCAUCUUGGAGGUGUUGAAUUGUUAUUUCAUGGCCCCUUGUUAUUUUUAAGAGUUCUUUUCUUUUGUGAUUGCUAGUUGUGAACGUGUCUUCAAGAUCUGAAAGUCUGUCUUCAGUUUUAUUCAAGCAUUUUUGCCAGCUUUCAGUGGAAUUUUAGUCUCCUGUAUGUCCUUUUGAAUUUUUUCAUGCAUUUUAUUUUUGCCAUAUUUUUUAUUCAAGGUUUCCAUCAUUUCCCCAUACUCCUGUACUUUGGUAUCUAUCUAUUCUCUGCCUAUGCUGAGCAACUCCUUUAUUAAGGUUGUUACUACUUUCUUUACCUGAGAUAUUGUUUCUUUUUUAAAUUUUUUUUUAUUUUAAAGAGAAUAAAACAAAGCAAAACAAACCAAAACAGAACAAGGCAGAUCAGAACAGAACAAUGCAAGCAAUACAGAACUUGAAAACAAGACAAUAGUACAUAAACAGUGGCUACCAUAAUGUCUUGGUUUUUUUUGCAAUAGUGGACCAUACUUUUGCACACAAUAAUCAAACAAAAUAGUAUAAAAUCAAACAAAAGAAUGAAAGCAUUGCAGGACUUCAAAACAGAUAACAGGAAAUGAACAAUGGUUACUACAAUACCUCAUUUUCUUCAAAAAAGUUGUCCAUACUAUCACACAUAAUUAAACAAAACGUAACAGAACAGGACCAAUCAAAACAAAAAAAUAAAGGCAUGAUAAGAUUUCAAAAUAAGAUGAUAGUAAAUCAACAAUGGCCACCGUAAUGUCUCAUUUUCUUCAGAAUAUCUGCUCAUCUCAUCACACAUAAUAAAAUCAAACAACCACACAGAAUAAAACCAAUUAAACAAAUGAAUGAAAACAUUAUAAGACUUCAAAACAAGAUAAUAGGAAACUAAUCAUGAUUACCAUAAUAGAUCCCAUUUUGUUCUAAAUAGCUGCCCAUACCAUCAGACAAAGUAAAAUGUAACAAAACAAGACAGAACAAAGCCAAACCUAACAAAACUGUGAAAACAGUACAAGAGUUCAUGUCAAGACAAUAAGAAAGUAACUGUUGUUACCCCCUUCCCCUCCCAGGUGUUUCCUCUUUCACUUUUACAAUAACUAUUUUGAUUUUUGGAUCACAUUCACUUUCUCUGUUUCUUAUGUUAAGGUUCACUCAUAUGAGUUCAAACUGUCUCGCCCAUGAACAUGAUCUCCAGUUGCAUUCAUUUACCUACAAGAGCCUUGAGAUUAUUCUACUUUAUAGCUGGAUAACUUUCGAUUGUGUGAGAACACCAUAUGUUUCUUAUCCACUCUGUAGUUGUUGGGCAAGUUACCCUUAUUUGUUUUCUGGUCUCCUGUUGCAUGGAACAAUUGUUUUCUCUCCUUUGAUUUUCAGUCUAUGAAUUUCCUUUCCAGUUAAAUGUGUCUAUUGUAUACAGUAUAUUGAUCGAUUUUGUUUCUUGAUCCACUGAUUGUUUCUAAUCUGAUUUCUUCCAUAGCAUCAUGGAUUUGUUUCUUUAUUUCACUUGCUAUCUUUUCAGAAAUUUCAGGAAUAUGACUUCCAGUGUCUUCUAUUUUAAUGCCUCCUGUACUUGUUUCUAAUGGGCUGGGUGUUUGAGAUUACAGUUUGCUUUUUUCUUUUGUCAUUUUCACCUUUUGGGUUAAUAUUUUGGUCUUGUGUGUUUUAGGGUAAUACUGUGUGGAUAAUAUUCACCCAGUUGCUGGGUCCUACAAUAUCAAGGAUCGGCCAGUCACCUGAAUUCCUCCUUUGGGCCAGUUACAUGAAUCUUAUAGUCGUCCUAGUCUGACUAGCCUAGGAGUAUUAAUGUGAACCAGCCCUUGGGUCAUAUUGUUACUGCAACUUCAGGCUGUCCCAGGCAUCAGACCUACCUGUGUAUACUGUGUGCCCCAGCUGGGACCCUAAUGUGUCACUGAGGGUUUUUAGGUCCAGUUGGGUUUCUCUGGGUUGGAGGAGGCUUUGCCAACACUCUUAACAGCUCACCUUUGGUUCUGUAUAUGCAGUGAUUCAACUACAGUUGUGCUGGCUCCUAAGGUCAUCUGGGUGAGAGGAGGGUUCACUGGGGCACCUGUUGACAUACUGAGGUGCUCUACUGUACUCUGACUGGCCUGCUGAGGUCCUCUGGGUAAAAGGAGGGGCUGCUGAGGCUCCCACCAGCCCACCAAAGUACUGCAGGUGGUGGAUGGUCUGUCAGCAGCUGAGGUUCUCUGAGUGAAGGGUGGAGCAACCAAGGCUCCCCUCAGCUACUGAGGUCUUUCAAGUGUGGGGGAGGGGUUGCCAAGGUCUUUUGGGUGCAGAAAGAGGCCUGCUUUGUUGUUUUUGAAAUGGCUUUUCAAAUGUAGUUCAGGUUGGUUUUGAAUUCACUAUGUAGCCUAGGCUGGUUUUGACCUCAUGGUGUUCCUCCUGCCUCAGCCUACAUUGUUAAUGUUUUAAGAAAUUACACUGGGGCUGGGGAUUUAGCUCAGCGGCAUAAGCGUCUGCCUUGCAGGCAGUCGUGAGUUCGAUCCCCGGUACCAAUAAAAAGGAAAAAGAGAGAAAAAAAAAGAAAGAAAGAAAGAAAGAAAGAAAGAAAUUAUAUUGGAUCACAUCUAACCACAGUUUAAAAUCUUUCAAUGGGUUUUCUUCACAGUAAAGAUAAAAUUCAGACUCCUGAGCUGGGUGUGGUAAUGUUUGUCAGUAAUCCUGGCAGUCAGGGGACUGAGGCAGGAAGAUUCCCACCCAUGCAUUUGAGACUGGAUUGGGCUACAUAGUGAGUUCAAGUCCAGGCUGAACUACAUGAGACCUUGUUUCAAAAAACAAAAGCAAAUAAAAUUCAGACUCUUA
Molecule: messenger RNA, 14164 nt
Organism: Cavia porcellus (domestic guinea pig)
Lineage: Eukaryota; Metazoa; Chordata; Mammalia; Rodentia; Caviidae
Product: chloride intracellular channel protein 4-like
Exons: 4
Coding region: 16-660 (214 amino acids)
Source: RefSeq, a predicted model, not a curated record